Molecule: messenger RNA, 516 nt
Organism: Morchella importuna
Lineage: Eukaryota; Fungi; Ascomycota; Pezizomycetes; Pezizales; Morchellaceae
Exons: 2
Coding region: 1-516 (171 amino acids)
Source: RefSeq, a predicted model, not a curated record
AUGAGCACCCCCACGGUUCGGACAAAGCCAACAACAAUUCUAGAAGGUUUACAACGACUCCGGCCCACAUUCCUUGUGGCAGAGAUCCUUGCCCGUUUCAGCCGUGAGAUAUCAGGAACCGAAGACCUUGACGAUAGCCUCGGGGAUCUAUCGAUGGACAGAGACUCCUACAUUCCCGACGACCGAGAUGGGAGUGAGGAGCAUAAAUGGCAACCGGAAGGCUCCCAUCCGCACGUCUUGGAGCUGAGGGCGCACUAUAUACGGGAUCAAACAGCGAUACGUGCUCUAGAGGCACGGGAAGAGGUUAAAGAACCGGAAGUAGAUCUAAGUAUCGAGAUCGACGAGAUCCCUCAGCCGAGAUGGAGGAUCCAUGACAGAGUUCCACAAGUUGGUGUAAGUCAAACAUCAAUCAACACUACCGCGAGCUUGCAUAUCGCUAGCCACUGGACACAGAAAACAUGGAGCGCCGUCCUCGAGCUGAAAAAGACUAAAGCUCUUGAAAACGCCUGCCCGUAG